AAUAGCUAUAUAUUGAGAAACUACAUUAUUUGUAUCUCACAGUAACUCUUAACCUAGUAGCAAACAUGAAUACCAAAACCACUUUCUUCUUUUGCUUCCUCUGCACGUUGCUUCUCAUCUCUGCUAUGGCAACUCAGCCAUCUAAACAUGGUACUAUGGCAGAAGAAUCCGAGACACGAGCAGGAUUAGAUGACUGGGGAAGAGAUGGAGGAGGACCCGGAGGAGGACCCGGAGGAGGACCCGGAGGAGGACCCAGAGGAGGACCCGGUGGAGGACCCAGAGGAGGACCCGGUGGAGGACCCAGAGGAGGCCCCGGUGGAGGACCCGGUGGAGGCCCCGGUGGAGGCCCCAGAGGAGGACCCAGAGGAGGACCUGGUGGAGGACCUGGUGGAGGACCCAGAGGAGGACCCGGUGGAGGUGGAGGACCCCCAGGAGGCCCCGGUGGAAGCCCCGGAGGAGGACACGGAGGAGAUUAGGUCACGGCGGAGGUUGCGGAUGUGUGGUCAAAUAGGCUGCAAAUAACACGUGUAAUCCAUGUGAUGACUGCUAUGUUAAAUAAGAAAAUAAGAAAUUAGAAAUAAAAGCAUGGAAUCUAUCUGUGCUAGGGUUACCCCACAAUCAUCAUGGAUGUACUUGAAGCACAUCUUUUCAAUAUACCACCUUUUAAAAUAAUAAUAAAAUUAAAAAAAAAAAAAAAA
Vigna angularis (adzuki bean) is the source of this 698-nucleotide messenger RNA. Its product is annotated as glycine-rich protein DOT1. The record is from RefSeq and is a predicted model, not a curated record. The transcript has 2 exons. The coding region runs from base 66 to 476 and encodes 136 amino acids. Lineage: Eukaryota; Viridiplantae; Streptophyta; Magnoliopsida; Fabales; Fabaceae.